This is a messenger RNA of Humulus lupulus (European hop), 2807 nucleotides long. Its product is annotated as G-type lectin S-receptor-like serine/threonine-protein kinase At4g27290. The transcript is spliced from 7 exons. Lineage: Eukaryota; Viridiplantae; Streptophyta; Magnoliopsida; Rosales; Cannabaceae. Gene Ontology annotation, biological process: protein phosphorylation; recognition of pollen. Gene Ontology annotation, molecular function: protein serine/threonine kinase activity; ATP binding. The record is from RefSeq and is a predicted model, not a curated record. Bases 65 to 2578 code for a protein of 837 amino acids.
UUAUAAUACUAUAAAGUUAGUUAAAAAAAAAGGUAUAGGAGGCUCAAUCAUGAACUAGAAAAUAAUGGGAUUCUUUUCUUUUCUGGUAACCUGUGUUGUUUUGAGACUUUUUCUAUCUGUAACAACUUUUGCUGUGGUUGACACAAUUAGACCUUCAGAAUUUAUGGGAGAUAACACAACUUUGGUGUCCAUUGAAGGAGGGUUUGAACUGGGAUUCUUUACUCCAGGCAAUUCAAAGAAUCGUUUCCUGGGAAUUUGGUAUAAGAACAUCUCAGUUCAAACUGUUGUUUGGGUCGCGAAUCGGUGUGAACCAAUAAUCAACGAUUCAUCUGGCACAUUGACUAUAGACGACUCAGGAAAUGUUGUGUUAUUUUCUGGACAGAAGAACAAGAGAGUCGUAGUUUGGUCUACGAGGUCGUUGAAACAAGCCCGGAAACCACUGGUUCAGCUCUUGGAUAAUGGUAACUUGGUUCUGAGAGAUGAGGAAGAUGAGAACACAACGAACUAUUUGUGGCAAAGCUUUGAUUAUCCUACUGAUACGAUCAUGCCCGGAAUGAAAUUGGGAUUGGACUUGAGGAGAGGUCUCAAUCGGCGUUUAUCGGCAUGGAAGAGUUUCGAUGACCCCUGUGAUGGAGACUUCACUUUUGGGAUUGAGCUUGAUGAACAACACCGUACAUACCCUCAACUAAUCACCCGUAAAGGGUCUGUAAAAUUCUAUCGAACCGGGCCAUGGAACGGCAUAGGUUUCAGCGGAACUCCUAACUUGACUGUGGACCCACUUUUCGACCACAGGUUUGUGUACAACGACGAUGAAAUUUACUACAUUUACAACAUCAAACACAGGUCAGUAAUCUCAAGAAUUGUCAUGAAUCAAACAACCAGUGUUCGUGAACACACGAUAUGGAUAGAAGCAGACAAAGUUUGGAGGCGUUAUGGUUCGGCUCCAAGGGACGAUGACGAGUGCGAUAAGUAUGGCAUCUGUGGAGCUAAUUCAGAAUGUGUCACGAUGAAUGAUCCAAUCUGCAAAUGUUUGAAAGGUUUUAAGCCAAAGAAUCAAGAUAGUUGGAACGCUGUGUACUGGUCUGAAGGGUGUGUGAGAAAGAGUCCUCUGAGCUGCCAUGAUCAAGUGAGAGAUGAGUUCGUUAGAGUAUCUCGAUUGAAACUGCCAGAUACUCAGUUUACAUGGGUGAACAGGAGUAUGAAUCUAGGGGAAUGCAAGGCUGAAUGCUUGAGCAACUGCUCUUGUAUGGCUUAUACAAACUCAGAUAUCAGAGGAAAUGGCAGUGGCUGCCUCAUCUGGUUCGGAGAUCUGUUUGAUAUUGGACAGUUUUAUUACGGUCAGCAAGAUUUGUACAUUCGAAUGUCAGUUUCAGAAAUAGCAAGGACUGAUCGUAAGGCUAAGGUGGAGAGAGCAAUGCUAGUGAUAGCUAUCCUGCUCGUUGGAUUAGCUGGUGUGUUGGUUUUGAUUGGCUUUUACAUUCGCAGGAGGAGACACAUUAAUGACAGAAAUGUAAUUAUUAGUACUACCACUAAUAAUUUUUCUGAGAGAAACCAAAGCGAAGAUGAAGACUUGGAGCUUCCAUUGUUCGAUCUACAUACUAUUAGCACUGCCACUAAUAAUUUUUCUGAAAGAAACAAGCUUGGAGAGGGUGGUUUUGGACCUGUAUACAAAGGUGUGCUAGAAGGAGGACAAGAAAUUGCUGUGAAGAGGCUAUCAAUGUGGUCUGGACAAGGAAUUAGUGAAAUCAAAAAUGAAAUUAAACUAAUUGCUAAGCUUCAACAUCGGAAUUUGGUAAAAGUAAUUGGUUAUUGCAUUCAUAGUGAAGAGAAGCUAUUGAUUUAUGAGUACAUGCCCAACAAAAGCCUUGACUAUUUCAUAUUUGAUGAAAGGCAAAGCAUGUUGUUGGAAUGGUCUAAGCGUUUCCAAAUUGUAAAUGGAAUUGCUAAAGGGAUUCUCUAUCUACAUCACGAUUCUAGGUUGAGAAUUAUACAUCGAGAUCUGAAAGCUAGUAAUGUGUUACUUGAUAAAGAGAUGAAUCCUAAAAUUUCAGAUUUUGGCUUAGCUAGAAGUUUUGGUGGAGAUCAAAUGGAAGGAAACACAAACAAAGUAGUAGGAACUUAUGGUUAUAUGGCGCCGGAAUAUGCUUUCAAUGGCUUAUUCUCAACAAAAUCUGAUGUAUUUAGCUUUGGCGUAUUGAUGCUAGAGAUAGUAAGUGGAAAGAAAAGCAAAAGCUUUGACGAUGAAAAUAGCGGUCUUAAUCUUAUUGGAUUGGCAUGGACUUUGAUGAAUGAAGGCAAUGCAUUUAAGCUUAUUGACAAGUGCUUGUUAAGAGAUCCAUACAACAACAUGGAAGAAGCAUUGCGCUGCAUCCACAUUGGUCUCUUAUGUGUGCAACAAAAGCCUAUUGAUAGGCCUGAUAUGUCUUCUGUUAUUCUAAUGUUGAGUGGUGAGAGAGUGUUGCCUCAGCCCAAGCUAGCAGGCUAUUUUAUUAACACAUAUUUGUGGGAAAGAGAUCAGUUCUUCUCUGCUAAGUCCCCAUCAUGCAAUACUAGCAUAACAGCUGUCGAGGCACGAUGAGAAUUCAUACAAAAAAUUGGAGUUUGCCAUGUACAUUUUGAGACCUUUUAAUUAUUACAAUUUUUUAUUAUUUGGUUCAUAGUUGUAAUGAUCAUUGGUAUUAUUAGUCUAUGUAGUAUAUGAAUCUAAUCCAGAAUUUUUUACCAAGAUGAAUAGUUCUUGAAUUCCUAGAAUAUGUUCUUGGACAUUUUUUGGAUUGAGAAAUUUAUUAUAAGCCAUGAUUAGACCU